Molecule: messenger RNA, 781 nt
Organism: Tachysurus vachellii
Lineage: Eukaryota; Metazoa; Chordata; Actinopteri; Siluriformes; Bagridae
Gene: ssbp1
Product: single-stranded DNA binding protein 1
Exons: 7
Coding region: 98-538 (146 amino acids)
Biological process (GO): positive regulation of helicase activity; mitochondrial DNA replication
Cellular component (GO): mitochondrial nucleoid
Molecular function (GO): single-stranded DNA binding
Source: RefSeq, a predicted model, not a curated record
AUUAACACGGAACCUUUUUACGAGCGGACCGGAACCAGCGUGCGUCCAAAACAGCGAGCAUAUUCACCAGGUCAGAAAUCCAUCCAAAAAUAAAGAAAUGCUUCGGCGUGCAUCAGUGCUGUUAACCAGGCAGAUUGCCAGGCACAGAUCCACAGAUACCAGCCUCAUUUUGGAGAGAUCCAUUAACCGGGUCCAGUUGCUGGGGCGUGUGGGUCAGGACCCUGUUAUGAGACAAGUUGAAGGUAGGAACCCCGUCACCAUCUUCUCCAUGGCCACUAAUGAGAUGUGGCGCUCUGGAGAGGGAGAAGUCUCACAGACAGGAGACGUCAGCCAGAAGACGACGUGGCACAGAAUCUCAGUGUUCAAGCCCGGGUUAAGAGACGUAGCCUAUCACUACGUAAAAAAAGGGUCUCGGAUUCUAGUCGAGGGGAAGCUCGACUACGGAGAGUACGUGGAUAAGAAUAACGUGAGAAGGCAGGCCACCACCAUCAUCGCAGAUAACAUUGUGUUUUUGAGUGAAAUCCGAGAUCGAGAGUGAAGGAUUUUCCUGGAAGCUUAUUAAACCGUACAAAAAGUAUUUUGUUCAUCUUCUUUGUUCUUUCGAGUGACUGUAUGUAGAAUGAAGGUAUUAUGAUUGUCUGAAUUCUUUCUGUGAUGAGGAGCUGACAGGAUUAGACCAGUUAUGUUUCUACAACGUCAAAACACAUUUUGUUUUUAUUACUGAUAUACCGACGUACUCUACACUGUAUUGUAAUAAAAAAAUACAGAACUCCUGUCGUUA